Molecule: messenger RNA, 2096 nt
Organism: Bacillus rossius redtenbacheri
Lineage: Eukaryota; Metazoa; Arthropoda; Insecta; Phasmatodea; Bacillidae
Gene: Cdc23
Product: cell division cycle protein 23 homolog
Exons: 10
Coding region: 91-1821 (576 amino acids)
Biological process (GO): anaphase-promoting complex-dependent catabolic process; cell division; protein ubiquitination
Cellular component (GO): anaphase-promoting complex
Molecular function (GO): protein binding
Source: RefSeq, a predicted model, not a curated record
CAAACUGCUGCAGACUGUUUUCGUCCGGCGUUUAGGUUAUCUUUAUUCAAGCUUAAUUUUUAUACAAAUUUAGCAAGCGAUUACACAAACAUGACAGAAGAUUAUUUUAAGUAUGACCUUAAAGAUGUAAAAGUGGAUAUCAAACGAGCAAUUUUUGAAUGCUCACAGAGGGGUCUUUACCAUAGUACAAAGUGGCUGGCAGAACUAAAUUAUUCACUGAGCUCUGUGGAACUGGAGCCUGCUGACAUUGCCAGAUGUCAACAGCCUUUGGAAACUGAUAAUGAAGCAGAUAGUUAUUCAUUAGCUCAAAGUUACUUUAAUCUGAAGGAGUAUGAUAGGUGUGCGUAUUUCACGGAGAGCUGCGUGUCGCAGCGCGCCAGGUUCCUGCACCGCUACGCGCGCUACCUCUCCGCGGAGAAGAAGCGGGUGGAGGGGCGCGCGGACGCGGCCUCGCCGCCCGACCCGGCCGCGCGCGCGGAGCUCCGGGCGCUGUCCUCGGAGCUGCGGGGGGACCGCGCGGCCGGCACGCUGGACGGCUUCGGCCUGUACCUGCACGGCGUCGUGCUCAAGAGGCUGGACCUGCCCGGGGAGGCGUGCGACGCGCUGGUGGAGGCCGCGUGCCGGGAGCCCGCGCACUGGGGCGCGUGGCUGGAGCUCACCUCCCUCGUCACCGACCGGGCUAAGCUCAACUCCCUCACACUUCCGAACACGUGGGUGAAGCAUUUCUUCAUGGCACACACCUACCUCGAUCUCCAGUUGAACGACGAAGCACUGGAAAUAUACUGGCACCUCCAGAACAAGGGCUUUAAGAAAAGCACGUACGUCCUGGCCCAGAUUGCAAUCGCUUACCACAACAAGAGAGAGGUGGAGCUGGCGAUAUCGUCCUUCUCCAGGCUGCAGAAGCUGGACCCGUACCGCCUGGACAACCUGGACACAUACUCCAACCUGCUGUACGUGCGCGAGCUGCGGCUGGAGCUGGCGCACCUGGCGCACCACGUGUCCCAGAUCGACAAGUACCGCGUGGAGACCUGCUGCGUCAUAGGUAACUACUACAGUCUACGAACGGAGCAUCAGAAAGCAGUGCUGUAUUUCCAGCGAGCCCUGAAGUUGAACCCCCAGUAUACUUCCGCAUGGACACUGAUGGGCCAUGAGUACAUGGAAAUGAAGAACACUAAUGCGGCCAUCUUGAGCUACAGGCAGGCAAUAGAGGUAAGCCGCCGCGACUACCGGGCCUGGUACGGGCUCGGCCAGACGUACGAGAUCCUGAAGAUGUACUUCUACUGCCUGUACUACUACAAGCAGGCCCAGUUCCUGCGGCCCAACGACAGCCGCAUGCUCAUCGCGCUGGGCGAGACCUACGAGAAGCUGGAGAAGAAGGAGGACGCCAUCAAGUGCUACUACAAAGCCUACAGCGUGGGCGACAGCGAGCUCACUUCCACGCUGAAGUUGGCAAAGCUCUACGAUAAGCUAGAAGAAAGUUCAAACGCCAAAAGAGCUUACCUGAAGUACGUGACGGAGAGCGAAAAGAACGCCAUUGCCGACAAGAGUGAGCUAAGCCAAGCGUACAAGUAUCUUGCAAACGCGUACCUGAAAACUGAAGACUUGGAUGAAGCAUAUCAGUUUGCUCAGAAGUGCUUAGAAUAUGAAGAGACGAAAGAAGAAGGAAAAGCGUUGUUGAAAGCGAUCGCUCAGAAGAGAAAUCAGCAGGAGGAAAUAGCAAUGCAGGUGGAAGAAUAUCUUUCCUCCAGUAGAAUGAGAACCAGAGCACAUGAUGGAACCUCUGGCAACCAGAUAGCGCCAAUAAACUUGAGUUUUAUGUAAAAUGCAUUAAGUUCCCUCUGAAAUAAUAUUUUUGUAAAAAAGUUUAUUUUAAUUUUUGUAUUCGAGCUGAGAAUUUGUACUUGAAAGUGAGGUGAUAGCUUAAAGUAUUCAACAGUUUACAAAAUGUAAUGCUUAGUAUUUUUAUGUUUAUGUACAUACUAUUGAUGUAAUUCUCUUUUUUAUAUUGUACGAGAUGUGAUAAUUUAUAUAAUAAGAGGUUUGUUGAUAUAGUUUUAUAAUCUGUUCUCAUUUAAAUAAAUCCUUUGAGUGACAUA